CAAUUGUCAAAAGUUGAUUUGAAAAAUUCAUCAAGUGCAAAACAAGACAAUAAUAAAUUUGUAAAUUAUUCUGAUUUUCAAAACUACAUAUUAAAAGCUUUAACGAGAAAUUCUAUUUUUAAAUAAUGCUACGUUCAGGAUUACCCUUCUUGCGAUCCCUAUAUCACAAAGAAAGGUAUUUAUUAAUCCACAAAUAUUAUUCUCAAAACGUUUUAAAUGUAACUGAUCCAGCAGUGCAAACUUAUCUAAAACAUUUAAUGAUUGAAUAUGAUACACUCCAUAUAAAAGCAAGAAGGACUGCUGAAGAAUCUAGACGCAUGCAAGAAAUUAAACCUGUAGUUAGUGUGCUUGAGCAACGAAUCGCUCUAUUUGACAGCAUCGAAUCACUCAAAGAAUUGAACAAGAAAGACCAAAAGGAUGAAGAAAUAAAGCAAAUGAUUAAAGAAGAAGCUCAAAUAUACCUCGGUCGUCUUAAAGAGGUAGACACAGAUUUGCAGGCGAUUCUUUUAGAGCCAUAUUUAUCUAACGGAGGAGUGAUAUUAGAGGUUACGGCAGGUGCCGGAGGUCAAGAAGCUAUGCUAUUUGCUCGAGAACUCUUCAACUUGUAUGAAGCAUAUGCCCAAUACAAGGAAUGGGAAGUUGACAUAGCAUCUGUUGAAAAAUCAGAUCUUGGCGGUGUUCGUAAAGCGUCAAUGUUGAUAAAGGGGCUUGGUGCCCCAGAACUAAUGAAAAUGGAAGCUGGUGUACAUAGAGUACAAAGAAUUCCAGUCACAGAGAGAGGUGGUAGGAUUCAUACCAGCACAGUUUCUGUCGCAGUAUUACCACAAGCUACUGAAGUUGAUCUGGAGAUACCUGAGCGAGAUGUAACCAUUGAAACAAAGCGAGCAAGUGGUGCCGGAGGGCAGCAUGUAAAUACUACAGACAGUGCAGUGAGAAUCACUCAUAUUCCCACAGGAACUGUUGUUGAAUGUCAACAAGGCAGAUCGCAGAUAAAGAAUAGAGAGAUUGCAAUGGAAAAACUUAGAGCUGUAUUGCUUCAGAAACAAAUUGAUGAACAGUCCUCCAAAAUUAACAGUGAAAGGAAAUCUCAGGUGGGCUCCAGCAAUCGCAAUGAGAAGAUAAGAACCUACAACUAUCCUCAAGAUCGUGUGACGGAGCACAGAGAUGGAGGCAUUAACAUACCGAGCCUCAAAGUGUUUAUGCAAGGCGGGGAACACUUGGAGCAACUUCAGGAAUCACUUCUUAGACAGCAUCGAUAUGAAGUGCUGAUGGCUGAGGUGAAUGACUUUAUUAAUAAAAACAAAAUACCUAAUGUUUAAUGAAUGAAUAAAUAAAAUUUGAUAAGUUAUUUAAAUUCGCAAAAAUACCUGUUAAUAAUAUAAUAUAUAGUAAAAUUUGGAUAUAAAUUGAUUACUUGAAGUUUUUUGUAGUAUACAUACAAUUAUUUUUAUUGUGACAUAAUUUAAGUGUCUUCAUGCCUCAUGAAUUGCAAAAGUGUUGAUCUACUUAUUAAUAUAUAAAGUAACUAGUGGUCUGCCCUGGACUAAUCCAUGUUACAUAUAUAGCCUAUAGCACUUGGGGAUCAUGUGUUCAUCAAACAAUGUACCUAAUAUUGUUUAAAAUUGGACCAGUAGUUACUGAGAUUUGUAUGUUCAAACAAAUAAGCACACUGAUAUUAUUAUAAUGUUGAUUUUGUACAUAGAAUAAUAAUAUGUAUUUUAGCUUAGUAUGUUAAAUUAGUGUAGUGUUAUGUUAUUUUAAAUAAAUAAAACAAUUAUUUUGUUUUCA
Zerene cesonia (dogface butterfly) is the source of this 1788-nucleotide messenger RNA. It is a transcript of the gene mRF1, whose product is annotated as peptide chain release factor 1. The coding region runs from base 126 to 1319 and encodes 397 amino acids. Gene Ontology annotation, molecular function: translation release factor activity. The record is from RefSeq and is a predicted model, not a curated record. Gene Ontology annotation, biological process: translational termination. The transcript is spliced from 2 exons. NCBI's taxonomy places the organism in Eukaryota, Metazoa, Arthropoda, Insecta, Lepidoptera, Pieridae.